Molecule: messenger RNA, 815 nt
Organism: Drosophila takahashii
Lineage: Eukaryota; Metazoa; Arthropoda; Insecta; Diptera; Drosophilidae
Product: trypsin alpha-3-like
Biological process (GO): proteolysis
Molecular function (GO): serine-type endopeptidase activity
Source: RefSeq, a predicted model, not a curated record
GCAGUCACAAUGAAUCGUUUGCUAUUGAGUGUGGUGGCGCUGGUCGCCUUGAGUGCAUCCUGCCAAGGACAUCCGGAGGUCGAGUUCCCCUUCGGGAAAAUCGUCAACGGCGAGGAAACGACAAUCGAUCAGCACCCCUACCAAGUGUCCAUCCAGACGACUUCGGGCUCCCACUUCUGCGGAGGAAGUCUGAUCAAUGAUGAUACCGUCGUGACCGCCGCCCACUGCAUGCAGUCCUAUGCCGCCAGCAAGUUGCAGGUCCGUCUGGGAUCCACGAACAGGAACUCCGGCGGUGAGUUGGUCGGCGUGAGGGCCUUCAAGUACCACGAGGGCUACAACAGCAAGCUGAUGACCAACGAUGUGGCCAUCCUCAAGCUGAGCUCUCCCGUUGUCCAGACCUCCCUGAUCCGCGCCAUCGAAUUGGCCAAGGAAGAGCCCGAGAAUGGAGAGAAGGCCGUGGUCUCCGGCUGGGGCACCACCUGCUACUUUUGGUGCUCCUCCCCAGCUACCCUUCUAAAGGUGGCGGUGGAUAUUGUGAGACAAUAUGAAUGUGCCAGUAGCACCUACAAGUACGGAACUUCGGUCUCGGACACCAUGAUCUGUGCCUACAGCGAGGGUAAGGACGCCUGCCAGGGUGACUCCGGCGGUCCCCUCGUUUCCGGCGGCAAGCUGGUGGGCGUCGUCUCCUGGGGCAGCGGAUGCGCUAAGGACGGCUACCCGGGCGUCUAUGCCAGUGUCGCCCAGCUCUAUGAUUGGAUCGUAAAUACCACUGCUUCGUUGUAGAUAGAAUGAAUAAAUUGAAGAGCAUUUUUAAA